Messenger RNA from Calidris pugnax (ruff), 2212 nucleotides. It is a transcript of the gene DBF4, whose product is annotated as DBF4 zinc finger. The record is from RefSeq and is a predicted model, not a curated record. Gene Ontology annotation, cellular component: nucleus; Dbf4-dependent protein kinase complex. Bases 3 to 2060 code for a protein of 685 amino acids. Gene Ontology annotation, biological process: regulation of cell cycle phase transition; positive regulation of nuclear cell cycle DNA replication. The transcript is spliced from 11 exons. Gene Ontology annotation, molecular function: zinc ion binding; nucleic acid binding; protein serine/threonine kinase activator activity. NCBI's taxonomy places the organism in Eukaryota, Metazoa, Chordata, Aves, Charadriiformes, Scolopacidae.
GAAUGCAAGCAAAAUCAGAAAAGAUAAGAUCUUCCCUGAAGAAUGUAAAAAAAGAUACAGGAAAACCAGAGAAACUUAAAUAUAAGCCACUCACCGGGAAGGUGUUUUACCUCGAUAUUCCGUCAAAUGUGGUCUCUGAAAAAAUAGGGAAGGACCUCAAAGAGCUAGGAGGGAGAGUGGAGAGCUUUCUUAGUAAAGAUAUCAGCUAUCUGGUGUCUAAUAAAAAGGAAGCAAAAUUUGCACCAACUCUUGGUCAGAUUUCUCCUGUUCCAAGCCCAGAAUCUGCAUGUAAUGGAGGAAAUGGUUCACCUCAUCCUAGCAACCGAAAAGAUCGACGUGAUUCAAGUUCAUUUAAAAUAGUAGAUACAGUACGGAUGAGCAGAGGAAAAUCCUUAGUUGAAAAAGCAAUCAAAGAGCAGGACUUAAUCCCGUCUGGCAGUAUACUAUCCAGUGCUUUGAGUUGGGGAGUGAAGGUACUUCAUAUUGAUGAAGUUAAGAAUUACAUUGAACAAAAGAAAAAGGAGCUCUACCUAACCAAAAGAGCAGGCAGUUCUUUUAAAGAUGUGGGAAAACAGGUUACUGCUCCGAAGUCAAAAAGUAGACUGAAAAAUCCAUUUGUCAAGGUGGAAGAUAGAAGUCGCCGCUACCGACCGUUCUAUCUGCAGCUACCCAGUUUUCCAGCCCUGAACUACUGUGUCCCAAAACCCUAUAGUCCAUUUGAGGUAGAUAAGAAGCAUCCUUCUGGUCAAAGGCAAACUCAGUCCAAGCAAAGAAACAAAAUAAAUAGUGACAAGGACUGCGGAACUCCUGUUCAGCUCCCUCAGAAGGACAAGAAAAAGAAAGGAUAUUGUGAAUGUUGUGGGAAGAAAUAUGAAGAUCUGCAAACACAUCUUGAAAGUGAACAGCACCGAAAUUUUGCACAAAGCACGCAGUAUCAAGUUGUUGAUGAUAUAAUUUCAAAGUUUGUUUAUGAGUUUGUUGAAUACAAAGAUGACGCAAAAAAAAUAAAAAGGACAAAAUGUAGCACGGGCUAUUUUUCCCCUAUGGUUGGGAAGAUAACUAGGCCAGAGGAGCUGAAGGAACGGCUGAAAAAGCAGCGUGUUUCACUGCAGAGUUACUCGUGGAAGGACCCGGGGCCGCGGGCGCUCCGGCCGGGUCGGCAGCCGGCAGAAAUGCACCCAAACUGUGUGCCAGGGCCUGCCCCUGCAGUGCCUUACUGUCACCUGUCACAACCUUCAGAACUGAGAAGUAAGUUCAGAAAUAAUGAUGAAAAUACUAAAACUGCUUGCUCCUGUGCCUCAAACUUAAGUGAGGCUGUUGUGUCAUCGAAUUUCAUACAACCUCCCCCUCAGAAAGACGUCAAAGCGUGCGCCGAGAGCUUCCCUCAAGCUUAUGAGCCCUUCAGUAAAGAAAUACUGGAAGCAGAAGUAAAUAAAAAGAAUAUACAGUGUUUUCAGGAAGGCGUGUGUACUUUAUAUUCUCAUACACAAAUUACAGAUUUUGGUGAAAAAGACAAAAACCUUUCACAGCCAAAACGAAAACUAAAUAAUGCAGUGGUUCUACCAGCAAAGUGUUUGAAAAAAACAGAUGCCAAUCCUACAUUUGUCAAGAACCAGGGUGAUUUCUGUGAUAAGCAUCAGCAGCUGCAGCACGAUGUUGUUCUGGAGGCUGAGGUGCCUGAUCCUGCUGUAAACAAAGACCUCAAUGAGGUGGCUGCCAGCAGUGCACACAGCUCACCCUCUGGAAAACUGCGCAGGAAAGUGAAGCUGUACUUGGGAAAAAAUAAAAGAGAAGCCCAGAAACAGAAUGUGGAGUUGUGUGUGAAGUACACAGAGGGACUGGCUGUGCCUGAGGAGAAGAGAAGUUCUUGUAGCUCACCAGUGCAGGCCCUACUGGAAUUAUUUCAGUCAAGUGAAGUAAACUCAGAAUUUGGAGGCUUUUCAGGUUACACUGAGACCAAAGGUUCAACGAGCAUAAAAGAUAUAUGGGAAGGGCAGAAUGCAAAUAUUAUGUGGUCAUUAUUUUCUUCUUCAUCGUCAUCCCCAUUUGUUGGAUUUUAAUGCUGCUUUAUUUAAUGUAAUGAUUUUCAAAUAAACUUGCAAAUUUCAGAUUUUGUUCAUGGAAACUUUAAUUGCUGUAUUCUGUGUACAGAUGGUUUUCAAGUUUUCAAUGCAAAAACUUCUGUGUAUGUAAAUAUGAAAAAUCAAACUAA